AUGGUCGUGGCUCGCCGGCUGGUACCCAUGGCUGAGAAGAGAGAGACCACCACCGCGCCGCUGCCCGACCUGACCGAGAACAUCGAGGAGGACUGGCACGCGUACAAGGAGGGCAAGGGCAGACAUCGCCACCUGGAGCGCAACGAGGAGAAGUUCCCGCCCAAGGCCCACGAGGAGAACGUGCCCGACCACAGCGAGACGACGCCCGACCCGGGCAAGGAGCGCGUCCUCAAGGGGCACACGCUGCCGGUCUCGCUCAAGGCCGCCCGCCGCAUCCAGUCCGAGGCCGACAAGCACGCCACCACCGCCACCGCCCAGGACCUCAAGCGCGACGCCAUGUCCAGCGCCGAGCACACCUCGCACACCCGCGUCUGA
This is a messenger RNA of Acanthamoeba castellanii str. Neff, 375 nucleotides long. RefSeq lists its product as uncharacterized. Lineage: Eukaryota; Discosea; Longamoebia; Acanthamoebidae. The record is from RefSeq and is a predicted model, not a curated record. The transcript is spliced from 2 exons. Bases 1 to 375 code for a protein of 124 amino acids.